Messenger RNA from Nicotiana tabacum (common tobacco), 874 nucleotides. Lineage: Eukaryota; Viridiplantae; Streptophyta; Magnoliopsida; Solanales; Solanaceae. The record is from RefSeq and is a predicted model, not a curated record.
UAAUUGACGAGGAACUCAAAAAAUUAGGUGUUGAAAGUUGAGGAAGAAAAGUCUCCCCAAAGCCCUGCCUUUCUCUCUCCCUCUAUCUUUGAGCUAGGCCGAGAGAGAGAGAAGAACACCCCGACGACGAAGAAGACUUGUUUACUCUCUUAGAUCAGUAAAGGCAACUUUGUAUUCAGAAGCUUAUAAAUGGAUCAGAUAUUGAACAAGUUGGGUUCUUACUGGAUUGGUCAGAAAGCCAACAAAGAGUUCAAUUCCGUCGGCGAUGACAUUAACUAUUGAAGGAGGAAGCAAAUGGCUGGUGAACAAGAUUAAAGGAAAAAUGCAAAAGCCAUUGCCAGAACUGCUAAAGGAGUAUGACCUUCCAGUAGGCAUUUUCCCUCGUGAUGCCACCAACUAUGAGUUCAAUGAAGAAACCAAGAAGCUUACUGUCUAUAUUCCCUCAGUAUGUGAAGUUGGUUACAGGGAUUCGUCUGUAUUACGCUUCUCUACAGCUGUUACUGGGUAUUUGGAGAAAGGAAAGCUAGCUGACAUAGAGGGAAUGAAAACGAAAGUGAUGAUGUGGGUAAAAGUUAUGGCUAUUUCAUCUGAAAAGUCAAAGCUUCAUUUCACGGCUGGCUUGAAGAAAACCCGUAGUAGGGAAGCUUAUGAGGUCUUGAGAGAUGGAGUCGCUGUAGAUAAAUUCUAGUGUUGUCAACUUAUUAUGAACACUGAGAUUGUCAUAUAUCUGUAAAGCCUUAAAGUAUUGCUCUUCAUUGCUUCUUUGUUCGAGUUGUUGUAGUUGCGACUUCUCUGUGAAACAGUUGUGUGAAUAUUUUGAAUUUGGAUUAAAUUGGAAUGUUAAUUGCAAACUUAUGAAAUAUAAAAAUGUUGU